This is a messenger RNA of Chaetomium strumarium, 4509 nucleotides long. Its product is annotated as RNA dependent RNA polymerase-domain-containing protein. NCBI's taxonomy places the organism in Eukaryota, Fungi, Ascomycota, Sordariomycetes, Sordariales, Chaetomiaceae. Gene Ontology annotation, biological process: siRNA processing. Bases 1 to 4509 code for a protein of 1502 amino acids. The record is from RefSeq and is a predicted model, not a curated record. Gene Ontology annotation, cellular component: nuclear RNA-directed RNA polymerase complex. The transcript is spliced from 3 exons. Gene Ontology annotation, molecular function: nucleic acid binding; RNA-directed RNA polymerase activity.
AUGGCAGACCUUAUGGAUGGGGGCUACCAGCGGCUCCUACUGGAAGGUGUAGAUAAUGGACGCCUCAGAGUACAGCACCAUAGGGCAGAGGCUCGCCGUCCUCCUACUGCUUGGAGUCGAGGUGGGCAACCCGCAAGGCCAUCUCCACCCGCGAGGCCACUCAGGGAGGCGCACGGGACCUCCAGACCGUCCAGGCUCAGCCCUCUCCCCGUGUCUCGCCCACCUCCCACAUCGCUCCCUUCAGCAUGGAGCUCCCGAAACAGCGUUACUAUGAUUGUCAGAGGCGUACCCCCGAAGGCCUCACCGUGGGAUAUCCGGCAAUUUUUUGAGAGAUACGGCAGGGUCGUGUGGGUUGAGGUUGACAGCGCCUCAAGACCUGGAGCCCGAUCUGCCAAGGUGCGCUUCGAGCCUCCGCCGACGGAUACGAGCUUCUUCCAGCAGGGCGAAUGCCGACUCGCCAUCUGCGGGACGGUGUCACGGGCUUGGAUCGAAUUCCCGAAGCAGCCUCCUGAAGAGCAUACCCUGACAACACCCCUCGGCAAUACUUGUCCAGCAUCGCUAGUACUGCGUCCCAUCAAGCUCACCUUCGGCAUCUUGACCCAGCCAACUACACUCAUGUGUAAAAGAGAGAUUCGGUCACUGGGCAGUGGUUUCGAACUCACGUUGACGGCCGACUUUAAGCGGAAGAAGCUGGUCAUCCAUUUCCCUCUCGUCAUCGACCGUGAAGGUCAGCACUAUCGGAUGGAUAUCAAGUUCGGCAUCAUCAAGCAAAUCUAUCGGACGCAUUCGGCGCUCAUCAUUUCCUUGGAAGAUGUUCCCCUUUUCCGCAAGAAGCCGAUGGCUGUGAAUGGCGAGGCUUGGGCUGAUCGGUUGGUCUGGGGAGAGGACGAGCUUUGGCAGAGAGUCGUGGACAUCCGAUCAAGCUUCGAAAACCCCAAGGCUGGACCAGUAUCCUUGGAAGAGAAGCCCAGGAUAAUUGACCUGGGACGUUCGACGACCUACUGGAUGGACCUUGAUAAGGCUGGACAGGAGAGAUGGUCCGCCAUUGAGUCGCAUCUCCAUGAAUGGAAUGUCAACACGGACGUCGGAGUCGGUUUCACACAAAUCCCCAACAAGGAUCCGGAUCUGUGGGAUAUUCUGGCGGAUUCGCCCGUAGGCUUAGGGGUAUCAUCGGCAGGGACAACUUCCUCCUGGAACCACGAUCUAGCUCUGCUCUCCCUGACGGGACAGAUUUCACUGCCCUUUGAUGUCCGAUACCAGCUGGAAGUUUGCAUCUCGCGCGGCAUUCUCUCCGAGUACAACAUUAGCCGCGACUUCCUUGAAAAGCUGGUUGAGCUAUCAAUGCCUAGCGGGUUUGGUCCUAACCGAGCGCGAUUGAUCCUCGAGUACGCGGCAGACAAGGGACGGCCGAUACAUAACCCUAUGGACCUGUUCAAGGAUUCAAGCGCCAUGACCUACUAUCCGGCCACUCUCCAUAUACCCGAUUAUUGCGCCUUGAUGCGCAAGGUGACUGUUACACCGACUAGGAUCUACUUCAGCACGCCGACCGUCGAGACCACCAACCGCAUCAUCCGCCGUUAUAAGGAGGUCCAGGAGUACUUCGUUCGUGUCCAGUUCACUGACGAGCUACUGGAGGGCCGGAUCAGGGCUUGUGAGGUAGACCGAGACGACGAGCUCUACGCGCGUGUCUAUCGGGUCAUGAUUCAGGGAAUCCGCAUGGGGAAGUGGCGCUGGAGGUUUCUUGCCUUUGGGAACUCUCAAAUCCGAGAGUGCGGUGCUUUCUUUUUUUGCCAGACAGAAAGCCACCCGGAUAUCACCUGCCAUACUAUCCGCCAGUGGAUGGGAGACUUCAGCCACAUCUCUAAUGUGGCCAAACUUGCUGCUCGACUAGGGCAGUGUUUCUCGACCACUCGUCUGCUACACUAUAUCUCCUCGCCCCGGAUAGUCAAGAUCGACGACGUCGAGAGAGGAGGGUUUUGUUUCACGGACGGUGUUGGAAAGAUCUCCAUGCCGCUUGCUGGUCUCGUAUCCGAAGACUGGAAGCUCUAUCCCCCUCCCUCGGCCUUCCAGUUCCGGAUGGGAGGCUGCAAGGGUGUUCUUGUGGCAUGGCCCGACGCUAAAGGCACUGAAGUGCACAUUCGACGAUCCCAAGAGAAGUUCCACGCCGAGUACAACGGCUUGGAGAUCAUCCGCUGUGCUCAGUUCUCCUGCGCAACUUUGAAUCGACAGACCAUCUUACUCCUCUCGUGCCUGGGCGUUCCUGACGAGGUCUUCACGGGCAUGAUGGAAGAGCAGAUCUCCAACUACAACGCUGCUAUGACGGAUAAGGACAAGGCUGUUGAGCUGCUCACCACCUAUGUGGACGAGAACAUGACAACCGCCACCAUAGCGACCAUGCUAUCGGACGGAUUCAUGCAGACCAAAGAGCCCUUCGUCCAGACGCUCCUUCAACUCUGGAGAGCUUGGUCUAUCAAAGGCCUCAAAGAGAAAGCAAGGCUCGUUGUCGACCAGGGUGCUUUUGUCCUCGGCUGUGUGGACGAGACCGGGACCCUUCGCGGCCACUCCAGGGCUACUGAAGGGCAGAAGAAGAUCCCACGCGACCACCUGCCCCAGAUCUUUCUACAGGUUCCUGACCAAAAGGAUCGAGGCGCGUACAGGGUCAUUACCGGUCUCUGCCUCGUCGGGCGCAAUCCAUCACUCCACCCCGGCGACAUCCGCGUAGUGGAGGCAGUCGAUGUCCCCCGCUUGAGGCAUCUCCGAGACGUUGUGGUGUUUCCGCUCCAUGGUGACAGGGACAUCCCAAGCAUGUUGUCCGGCGGCGACCUCGACGGAGACGACUACUUCGUGAUCUGGGACCCCAAGCUGCUCCCCACCGAAUGGGGUCACCCGCCCAUGAACUACAGCGCGCCAAAGCCGCUGAACGAACCGAAAGCUUCGACCGCUAAGAGCUUGGCAUCUUUUUUCGUUCUGUUCAUGAAGAACGACCGGCUACCCUUGAUCGCCCAUGCUCACUUGGCCACGGCCGACUACGAAAUCGAGGGUCCCAAACACAGGAAAUGUCUUCAGCUCGCCGAAUUGCACUCGACCGCGGUCGAUUACGUCAAGACGGGCAUGCCAGCUGAGUGGGAUAAGAGGUUAGAUCCCCGGAAGUAUCCCCAUUUUAUGGAGAAGUCCAAAAACAAGUCCUAUCAUUCCGGAAGGGUCUUGGGGCAGCUCUACGACAUGGUUGGCAAGGGAGAGUUCAACAACAGAGAGAACUACAUGCUGCCGUUUGACAGCCGCAUCCUCAAGCGAUACCAGCUGGGCCACGAGCUCCUAAAGGAGGCGAGGAAGAUCAAAAGCCAGUACGACAUUGGCAUGCGCAGGGUUAUGGGCCAGCUCGAGAUCAGGACCGAGUUUGAAGUCUGGACAUCCUUUGUCUUGUCCAAGCCCAAGGUUGGGUCAGACUACAAGGUUCAGGAGAGGGUCGGGCGCGAGGCAGCAGGUCUCAAGAAACAGUUCCGCGAUCUGUGUCUGAAGACGGUACAGGAGCACAACUUCGACAAGCUGGAGUUUGUCGCUGCCAUGUACACAGUAACAUGGGAGGAGAUGCGGAUCGCACUCUACCAGGCCCGGCAACCGCACGUGCUCCCGGAUGGAACGGUGGGCUUGAAGCGCGUUACGGCGCGCUCGAUGCCCCUAAUCAGCUUCCCAUGGCUAUUUCCGAACGAGCUGGGCCGCAUUGCCGUCGGUGGUGAGAAGCCAGCGGCGGGACGGCGGUUCGUAGCGAAACCCACGUCUACCAAACCAACGAAGCCCGGAGCAAGCACCAGCUUGGGGUGGUCGGAAGAGCCUGAACUUGACUUUUUAGCCGCGAUGCAUUGCACCAAGACAAGCGACGGCCAGGUUAUCCACCGCGGCGAGACCUUGCACCUCUUCUGUCACGAAGAUGAUGGCGAGGAAGCUUUCUAUUGCAGUGGCGACGUAGCCGACUCAAGCUCUCCCGUUGAUGCUACGUCUGAGUGGCCUUAUGAGGGACAGGUGCCUGACAAACCGCCGACGGGCGAGAUGACCCCAAGUGACUUCCCAGUCCUCCUGGAUCUCGGCACAGCCCUGGACAGCGAGGAGCCUAGCUCCUCAUCCUCGUCUGUUACGUCUUCCGUCCCAACUACGUCUGCCAGCAACCCAGCGGUGGCGGCUCCCCAGAUGGCCGAGACUGGCGGCGACUCGACUAUGGUCGAUCUCCUGUCGUCGGAUACGGAUGCAAUGUGGGAUGUCUCUCCGUGUCUGACUCCGGAUAGGGUACUGGCCCCUCGACAGCUGAAUGCAGUGACGGCGAAUGCUCCGCUGGACGGCAUCUGGGCCGGAGAGUCUACUGCCUUUAAAGCAAUUGGUACACCGCCACGCUCCUCACAGGACGGGAAUGAGAAUGACGCUACGGGGUCGAGCAAGGACGAUGUUGAGCAUGAAGAGGAAGCUAUUGAGGUGGAGGGGAAGACCGCGCUGGAGCGGGCUAUUCGGCUUGCUUGA